Molecule: messenger RNA, 1029 nt
Organism: Fomitopsis serialis
Lineage: Eukaryota; Fungi; Basidiomycota; Agaricomycetes; Polyporales; Fomitopsidaceae
Exons: 2
Coding region: 1-1029 (342 amino acids)
Source: RefSeq, a predicted model, not a curated record
AUGCCCGGCGCGCUCUUCUCCGAGCCCGAGCCCAACGCGCAGGAGAUGGCCGAGCUGGAGUGGCCGACGUGUCCGACGGCCUCUGCCCAUGCCUCGUUGACCAUCCUUCAAUCAAGCACGACACCCGGUUCAGCACCACCGUCCCUGCUUGCGCCAUCAUCACGCGUGUCUCACGCAUACUCGCGAUAUGAGUGCGACCCCGGCCUCGUCACUUCUCGCCUGCCACUGCCGUCCCAGCACCCCGUGUUUCGUCCGCGACAAGGACUCUCGGACGCCCCGGGUCGUCAUCCACCCCUCAGCACCACUCCGCCGCACAACCUCGACAAGCCCCCGGUCAGCCAGUCCAGCUCGUCCUCCCUCGCCUACCGUGCUCCUUGCCCGACACUCGCAUGCCCACUCGCCCGCCCGCUCACACACCCGCCCUUGGCUUCUCGCGCGCCCCCGCGCGGUUCAUCUCUCCGCCCGACUUGCCCACUCGUUCGCUCGUACCUACUUAUCCACCUGCCUGCGCUCGCCCUCCUGCUGGCUCGCAUGUGCGCGCCCGCUCGCCCGUGGCUUCUCGCACGCGCGCCUGCUCUCGCCUGCCUGCUCUCACCCACCUACUCUCGCCCGCCCGCUCUCGUCCACCCGUUGCAGCCCACCGAGAACGCGGCGCACGGGACGCAGAAGGAAGAAGAGGAGAAGGGGAGGAAGCGAGAGGAGGGAGAAGGGCAUGUGACGAGCAGAAAGAACGAGCACGAAGGCUCAACAAAUGCAGGUACGCCCUCGCUGGCCGUCCUCGCCUCGCCGUCUCCAUUCCCAGUGUCUGCGCCAGUAGGUGUAUCGACGAACGCAAAGCUCGCCGUCUUUCUGGCCACAAAGACGGCACUUCCGCUUUCCGGGUGGACCUCACCGUCGUACCCGCUGCUACACACGGUAGCACGUCUGGCGCGCAAGGCUGCACGUCAGACGUGCCCGUUCUUUUGCUACUGCCGCGCCAGCAGGUGUACCAAUGAGCGAGAAGCUCGUUGUGCGUUCUGCUGGCCAUAA